Molecule: messenger RNA, 2771 nt
Organism: Pogona vitticeps (central bearded dragon)
Lineage: Eukaryota; Metazoa; Chordata; Lepidosauria; Squamata; Agamidae
Gene: ADRB3
Product: adrenoceptor beta 3
Biological process (GO): adenylate cyclase-activating adrenergic receptor signaling pathway; positive regulation of MAPK cascade; norepinephrine-epinephrine-mediated vasodilation involved in regulation of systemic arterial blood pressure
Cellular component (GO): plasma membrane
Molecular function (GO): beta3-adrenergic receptor activity; epinephrine binding
Source: RefSeq, a predicted model, not a curated record
GGCGUCGCUCGCCGGGGCUUCGCCGCCGUCCCCGCCUCGGCGGAUCCAGUCUUCCGCGGAGCAUGGGCUGCCUUGCUCCGAGUCCGGCGUGCCCGGAGGCGCGAUCCUGGCGGCGGGCUCCCCCUGCGGCGUAGAGCCGUCGGAAGAAGCCCCGGCGAGAGGGAGCCAGGGGAGGCGGAGAGGCUCGUUCCCGUCCGCCCCGUCGGGGCUGCCGCCAUGGCUCCCCCUUGGCCGCCGAACGGGACGUGGUGGGGCGAAGCCGAGGACCCGGCGGCGCCCGUCGGCAACGGCAGCGAUUGCUCGUGGGCGGUGGGCAACCUCGGCCGGCAGGGGGCGCUGGGGGCCGCCCUCUGCCUGGCCGUGCUGGUGACGGUGGGGGGCAACCUGCUGGUCAUCGUGGCCAUCGCCAAGACGCCGCGCCUCCAGACCAUGACCAACGUCUUCAUCACCUCGCUGGCCUGCGCCGACCUCAUCAUGGGCUUGCUGGUGGUGCCUCCGGGGGCCACGCUGGUGCUGAGCGGCCGCUGGCCCUACGGCACCACCGUCUGCGAGCUGUGGACCUCCCUCGACGUGCUGUGCGUGACGGCCAGCAUCGAGACCUUGUGUGCCAUUGCGGUGGACCGCUACCUGGCCAUCACGGCCCCGCUGCAGUACGAGGUGCUGGUGACCAAGGGCCGGGCCCGAGGGGUGGUGUGUUUGGUGUGGGCCGUGGCCGCCUUCAUCUCCUUCCUGCCCAUCAUGAACCACUGGUGGCGGGAUGGGGCGGACGAGGAAGCCCUGCGGUGCUACCAGGACCCCCAGUGCUGCGACUUUGUCACCAACAUGCCCUAUGCCAUCCUCUCCUCCAUCAUUUCCUUCUACGUCCCGCUUUUGGUCAUGAUCUUCGUUUACGCCCGGGUCUUUGCCGUGGCCAGCCGGCAGCUCCACGUCAUCGAGAAGGACAAAGGGAGGUUCCUCCAAGAGGCCUCCAAGGGGUGUCGGAGGAGGAGGCCUUCCCGUUUGCUGGUGGCCAUCAAGGAACACAAGGCCCUCAAGACCCUGGGCAUCAUCAUGGGCAUCUUCACCCUCUGUUGGCUACCGUUUUUCGUGGCCAACAUCAUCAACGUUUUUGCCCGCUCUCUUGUCCCUGACCAGCUCUUCCGCUUCUUCAACUGGCUGGGCUACGUGAACUCAGCCUUCAACCCCAUCAUCUACUGCCGCAGCCCCGACUUCAGGUGCGCCUUCAAGAAACUGCUGUGUUGCCCUCGGAGCGCCGACCGGCGCCUGCAUGCCAUUUCGAAGGACCUGCACCGGCAGCCCUGUGCCUUCAGCCCCCAGGUCCCGUCAGACAAGGAGAGCACCCCCAUCGCUGCAGUGCCCAGAGAGGAGGAGGAGGAGGGGGAAGAGGAGGAGGAGGAAGAUGUGGGCGCCAACAGUACCAGCAGUGGUUUCAGCAGCAGGACUAGAGAGACCAAGCUCUCAUACCUCACCAGCAAUGGGCAUACUUGUGCCCAGCGCCCUCUCGGGGAAGCCCAGCUCCAAGGCACUCAGGUCACGUUGUGCCCAUCCCUGGAAGAGACCGCAAUGUACUUUUGCCAGGAAAGGUCGGCUCCUCCAAAGGGCGAAAGCUGGUCCUCACCGAAUAACAGUUCCUGAGCACAUCUGUGUGGAUAAUUUUGACUUUUAAGAAGAAGAAAACUAACUCCUCUUCGUGCACCGGAUUGUCCCUUAAGCAUUUCAAACUAAGAGCGACGAUGAUGCUUCCAACACAAAUAAUCUGAAAGUGGUGCCUUCAUUUCAGAAGUUACAGAAUGGCAAAACUGUUGACAUUAAUUUAUCAUUUCUACAUGGCAGAGCAGAGAAACUUUAGGCACAGGGGCCUAAUCCAGACCAUGGGAGGACCCGGUUUGCCACACUAAGGUCCAUGGCAAAGCCAGCUCUGUGCUAACUGUUGUACAGAUCCUAGAAGUGAUAUUGGGCCUUUUAACAGUGUUGUUUGUUGUUUGUUUGUUUUCUGGAAAUGCUCAAUGCUACAGUCAGGAUUGUUUUAACAUGGAAGAACCACAGAGGGAGUAUACACCCUCCGUCCAGGAGUCCAGUGAUAAACCACUAGUAUGAAUGAUGUAUACAAAUGUGAACCUUUUUGCAGUUGACACAGGUAUUUUGAAAUACACUUCUUAACACAGAGAAAAGGAAGACGAGAUGGCUGCCUUAACACAAACCAUAAAGAUCACACCUUUGCAGGCAGGUAAACCUAGAAGGCAAUAAAUUGUGGCCCUCCAGUUGUUGUUAGACUGCAGCUCCCAGCAGUCCCUUCUAUUAUAGCCAAUAGCAGAGCAGGCUGGAAGUUGCAAUUGAACAACAUCAGGAUAGCAAGAGUCUCCAUCCCUAAAUAGGAAGCUUUUUGGUCUAUGUGGGCCAGACCUAAAGGGACAGCAGUAGUCCAGGCUGGCAAUCCUCUUGCAUUGAGGAAGGGCCAUAAAUUGGUAUCUCUGCAGGUGGAAGGAGCUGGUACAGCUUUGUAAGUUGGCACACCUGGCUGCAGAGCUGGGGGGGAUGACUUUGCAUCUCCUCUCUGCUUCCCAGGAGAGGGGGCAGCAGAAUUCAUCUGGAACAUUUAUUACAGGCUCUAUCAUCUGUACAGCCUUGAGCAAGCUGCAUGUUAGUCCCAAAGUACCACCAGGAGGAGGGACUUGGAAAACAUUUCUGAAUACUUUACAUCUAGAAAAGCCUAGGAGGACCGCCAAAAGUUAGAGUCAACUUGCUGGCAUAAGACUAAUCGGUUUGAAAAG